AUGGAAGGGACAGAGCCCGUGGGCACAGAAGAGAGACCAUCGAGCUCUGGAGAGCAGGAGUCGGGCCCCGCCUGGAGGAGGCGGCUGAGCCCGGGGGUGCGUGUGGGAGCUGCGGGCAGGGAGGAAGGCGCUGGGCCCGGGAAGCCGGGCCGAGGGGGACUUCCGACGGCCCUCUGCCUCCUUCCCGAGACAUGGGACCGUCCACUCCGUCCGCGCCCGGGUCGCCCCUCGGGUGACGUCCGGCCGCGGCCUCCGGGAAGCCGGCGUGGAGGACGGAGGGCAGAGGGUGGGCGCGGAAGGCCGGACCGAGCGGGGCGGAGCUGGGCGGAGGGCGCCGGCCUCCUCCCCCUCCUCUCAGGUGACAGAGCCCGCCGGCCCCCGCCCCGCCCCACCGCAUAUCCAGGAGGCCCGGCCCACCCCGUCCCCAGCCGCCAGCGCCGCAGCGCCCGAGUCUCCGCCGUCGGUGCGAGCCCGGACCCGAGCCCCCUCGGUGCACUGCCGCCCGCUAUGGCCGCCGCGGCCGCCCCCCGCAGCCUCCUUGUUCUCCUGCAGGUGCUGGGUCUCGCCCUGGCGCAGAUCGUAAGUCCCAGGGCCACUCCAGGCCGGGUUCAAGGGCGCGGGGUCUGGGGCCCGGGAUUCAGGAUGCGGAGUCUGCGAAGGGCUCUGCCCCCGUCGCAUCCUCCACGGCCGCCGCCUGGCCCGAGGGGGCGCCGGGGACGGUCCGAGGGUGCAGAAACUGCGCGAGGCGGCAGGGCCGGCCCCCGGCGCUGGCAGCCCCGAAGGCCCAGGUGGCAGCGAGGACAAUGGUGCCCAUUCACGGCGCUGCGGAGCCUCCGCCCCCGCCGCUUCCCAGGGGGCGCCGGCUCCAGCCAGACGCCGCUGUGUCCCCGCGGCGGCCUCUCUGACAGCUACCAGCCGCGCGCGCCGUGCGUGCGAGGAUCCGCGGGCUCUGCGGGCGCUCACUGGGUCCCGAGCGCAACCGCGGGCACCGUCCAGGCGCCGUCUGGUGCCAGGUGCGGUGCGCAAUUCGCCUUCUGGGCGCCAGUGUGUGAACCACCGAGCCCCGGAGGGCGAGGGCGCCUGGCCGGCUCCGGACCCCGGACCCCAGACCCGCAAGGGGCCGCGGUGCUGGGGAAGGGGCGCUCGGCGUGGGAGGGGAGCAGCCUCUCCGCCCUCCCCCGACGUGCGCUUCCUUUCCCUGUGGCAUCCCCAUUGCCCACUGGCUUUCACCCUCACCAGGGGGACGGGAAGGGGCACCCACACACCCUGGAUACCCGUGGUUCCUCUAAAAAUAACAACACUGAUGGCAUUCACCGAGUCUGCUGGGCACCCCCUGGCAUCCUGGCUGGCGCUGAUCCGAGCCGUCAGCAUCCUCCGUCUCUCCCGUGCGAGACAGCGCGAGGGCCGCUUGGCACGGCGGAGGCUGCCGGGCAGACCCGGGAAGGAACUGGCCGUGCCCCGCACUCUCUGUGCGCCCACCCUGCGCAUCCAUACGCUUUCUUUUCUUCCACUGCACCUGGGGCUGAAACAAGAGGGCCGCCAGGAGAGCCGGGGCCUCCAGGGCCCCCGGGGCCGCCGGGAGUGCCGGGAUCCGACGGCAUCGACGGUGACAAGGGGCCUCCUGGGAAAGCUGGCCCUCCGGGACCCAAGGGAGAGCCUGGCAAAGCCGGGCCAGAUGGAGCAGACGGGAAGCCGGGGAUUGAUGGUUUGACUGGAGCCAAGGGGGAGCCCGGGCCCAUGGGAGCCCCUGGAGUCAAGGGCCAGCCUGGGCUCCCCGGCCCUCCGGGCCUGCCGGGCCCUGGUUUCGCUGGACCACCUGGACCGCCUGGACCUGUUGGCCUCCCUGGAGAGAUCGGAAUCCCAGGCCCCAAGGGGGAUCCUGGACCAGAGGGACCCUCAGGGCCCCCAGGACCUCCUGGGAAACCGGGCCGCCCAGGGACCAUCCAGGGCCUGGAGGGCAGCGCAGACUUCCUGUGUCCAACCAACUGUCCUGCGGGAGUGAAAGGGCCCCCGGGGUUACAGGGCGUGAAGGGGCACCCGGGCAAACGUGGGCUUCUUGGUGAUCCUGGCCGCCAGGGGAAGCCGGGCCCCAAGGGAAAUGUGGGAGCCUCCGGAGAGCCAGGCAUCCCUGGACCCCCGGGUCCGCAGGGCAUCAGAGGCUACCCAGGCAUGGCGGGACCCAAGGGAGAGAUGGGUCCUCAAGGGUACAAAGGCAUGGUGGGCUCCAUCGGUGCUGCAGGGCCACCGGGUGAAGAAGGCCCACGGGGGCCACCAGGCCGAGCUGGGGAGAAGGGAGAUGUGGGCAGCCCGGGUGUUCGAGGACCCCAGGGGAUCACAGGCCCGAAGGGAGCAGCCGGCCCCCCAGGCAUCAACGGCAAAGAUGGGACCCCAGGCAUGCCUGGCAUGAAGGGCAGUGCAGGAAAGGCGGGGCGGCCAGGGAGCCCAGGCCACCAGGGCCUCGCAGGUGUUCCAGGCCAGCCCGGGACAAAAGGAGGUCCUGGAGACAAGGGUGAGCCAGGCCAGCAGGGCCUCCCUGGAUUCUCUGGUCCCCCUGGGAAGGAGGGAGAGCCAGGACCUCGAGGGGAAAUUGGUCCCCGUGGCAUCCUGGGGCAGAAGGGUGACCAGGGUGAGAGGGGCCCCGUGGGGCAGCCAGGCCCUCAAGGACGCCAGGGCCCCAAAGGGGAGCAAGGAUCGCCGGGAACUCCAGGGCCCCAAGGCUUGCCGGGCAUCAAGGGUGAAAAGGGCUCCCCAGGGAAAACCGGGCCCCGCGGCGGAGUGGGCGACCCUGGCGUGGCAGGCCUCCGCGGAGAGAAAGGCGAGAAGGGCGAGUCUGGAGAGCAGGGACCUAAGGGACAGCCAGGAGUCCGCGGAGAACCCGGCUACCCCGGCCCCAGCGGGGAUGCGGGCGCCCCCGGCGAGCAGGGCUACCCCGGGCUCCCCGGACCUCGAGGAAUGGCCGGAGAUCGCGGCUUACCAGGACAGCCCGGGAGACAGGGCGUGGCGGGCCGCGACCCCAGUGACCAGCACAUCGUGGACGUGGUGAUGAAGAUGAUGCAAGAACAACUGGCAGAGGUAGCUGUGAGUGCCAAGCGUGAAGCCCUGGGUGCCAUGGGCAUAAUGGGCCCACCAGGACCCCCGGGGCCCCCUGGGUACCCAGGCAAACAGGGACCCAAUGGACAUCCUGGCCCUCGGGGCAUUCCUGGCAUCGUGGGAGCCGUGGGUCAGAUUGGCAACACCGGGCCCAAGGGCAAACGAGGAGAGAAGGGUGAUCAAGGAGAAGUGGGACGUGGACAUCCCGGGAUGCCCGGGCCCCCCGGGAUCCCAGGACUCCCUGGCCGCCCUGGCCAGGCCAUCAACGGCAAGGAUGGAGACCGAGGGUCCCCGGGGGCUCCAGGAGAGGCUGGCCGGCCUGGCCUGCCGGGACCCGUGGGGCUGCCAGGCUUCUGUGAGCCGGCGGCCUGCCUUGGAGCUUCGGCCUACACGUCUGCCCGCCUUGUAGAACCCGGAUCCAUCAAGGGGCCGUGAGCAUGAGGCCAGGACAGAGCCUUCUGCGGGGGAGGGAGGAGGUCCCCUCCGGGUGGACGUGCACCCCAGCCCGCGGCCCAGGAACCUCACUUCCCCGGGACCUUCUGAAUGGGACCCAAGAGUCUUGAAGAAGUGGAAUAUUCUAGAACACGGGGGAAGGGAAGGCAUCGGAGUGCACAGAUGAGGCCCAUGGUCAGGGCCAGUGUCGCUGGGGAGUAGAGCUCCCAAGGCAAGUGGGGGGCUCUCCUCCCAGAGCCCCGCUCCGCUGUUAGCAGACCAAACAUCCCCCAGCCCUGCUCCGAGCUCCGCCAGCCAGCCAGCCAGCCAGCCAGCCCUUGCAUCCGGGAGCAGGUGGACGGAAUCUCUGCUGCACCCUGAUCCUGCUGUCACUCUCCGAACAUACUGGGUGACUGCUGGUGCGCGACGGCCCUGAGGGGGCCUUCCUGAGCCAGCGCAUGGGCUCCUUUCUGGCCCCCAGCUGAGUAUUUAAGCACCUGGCGCCCUUCUCUCUGGCGUUGUGGGCCCCCCCCCCCCCGAAAUUCACUCAGGCUUUUCUGUAAAUAAAAGCCCCCAGCUUGGGCACAA
Lepus europaeus (European hare) is the source of this 4110-nucleotide messenger RNA. It is a transcript of the gene COL9A2, whose product is annotated as collagen type IX alpha 2 chain. Lineage: Eukaryota; Metazoa; Chordata; Mammalia; Lagomorpha; Leporidae. The record is from RefSeq and is a predicted model, not a curated record. The transcript is spliced from 33 exons. Bases 1 to 3525 code for a protein of 1174 amino acids.